UUGUCAAAAACUUUAGUGGCGUUUCGCAAUUGUCAACAAGUUACUAAUUCUUUUUAUUUGCUAAAUUGCUUAUUUAUUAAGAUAAAAUAUUAAAGUAUCUUAAGUAAAGAUGUCGGAACGAAAAGUUUUAAAUAAAUACUAUCCUCCGGACUUCGAUCCGUCAAAAAUUCCUCGCAUGAAAUUGGCGAAAAAUCGCCAAUACACCGUUCGUUUGAUGGCACCUUUCAAUAUGCGCUGCGUUACAUGCGGUGAAUACAUCUACAAAGGAAAGAAGUUCAAUGCCCGUAAAGAAGAUGUUGAAAAUCAAGAUUAUUUAGGCAUAAGGAUUUAUAGGUUUUACAUUAAAUGCACAAGAUGUCUUCAAGAGAUAUCAUUUAAAACAGACCCUAAGAACACAGAUUACGAAAUAGAGGCGGGUGCAACAAGAAACUUUAUGGCUUUAAAACUGGCUGAGGAGCAAGCUAAACGGGAAGAGGAGGAACAGAAAGAAGAAGAGGCAAAUAAUCCUAUGAAAUUAUUAGAGUACAGAACUGAGCAAUCAAGACAAGAGAUAGAGCUUUUAGAGAGUCUGGAAGACCUAAAAGAAUUGAACAGACGACAACAGUCAGUUGACUAUGAGAGUAUGUUGAAACAAUAUAAAUCCGAGAGUGUGGAAGAAAGGAAAGCGAGGGAGGAGCGAGAAGACAAUGAAUUCAUUAAAUCAGUAAAAUUCAACAAUCCGAAUAAACACAAAGUAGUUGCUGAAGAGAUCAUAGAGGAAAUCCAAGAUGAAGGUGAACCAGCAACAAAGAGUAUUAAAAUGGAAAUACCGCAAACAAAACAGAAUGACGCGAAAAAGAAUGAAUCAUGGAACAGAAGUAUAGGUGUUAUAGCAAGGAAGCCAUUGGUUAAUCUAGUUAAAAAGAAAUCAAGUGAACCUAUCAUUAAAACCAUAGACAAGAAUAAAGAUAUCAGUGACACAGAUAAAAAACCAGAGACUAAGUCAAGUGAUGUGUCCAGUGUUGCCAGUGGCAGUGGCGGACUUUCCCUAUUGGCUGGAUAUUCAGGCAGUGACAGUGACUCCUGAAUCAGGAAUAAUAAUCAGAAGACAGCUAUAGUAUGGACAUGAUGACAUUCUCGAGGAAGGCGAUAUAAGAAUUACCGGUGAGGGAGUAGAUCACACAUCAAUACAAGAUCUAGAAGCGAUUAAGGUAAACUUUCUAAUCCCCGUCUACUCCUUUUGUUUCGGCCGUGAAAUUACAGUAGUAUAGUGUUAUGUCGAUUGUUAAUAUAGCAAUUCAGUAAAAGUUUUUAAUCUAUUUAUAGUAAUGUUUAAAUAUAUAAAGUUUUGAACAUUAAGUGGGUGUAGGUGAGUAUUUUUAGUCGAGAUAGGCGAUUGUUCGUGGGGCAAACGGUGCCGGCGUGGUGCGGUGUGGCGAUGCUGGUUGCAUUCCACUUUGCCGCGUUCCAUUACGCAGCCCGGCCCGCUCGCCGCUCGCCGCUCGCUACUCGCCGUGGCCGCUCGCCCUUCCGAGAAAACACUGAUGUCCCUCUCGCACUAAGCAUUCAACUUUAUUGCCUAUGUUUUGGAAUUCUGUUCAUUGUUUGUACUUAGCCCGUUUCAAUGCGAGUACCUAAUGAGGCAACAUUUAAACUGACAAACAUCCGGUCAAAGGUCGAACACAUUUUUUUAUUUACCUACCGUCACACUCAAAUUUCAAAUCUGAAAAAUCAUAGUUACACUGUUAUAAUUUGCUAAUGUCUAGAGAUUUAUAAAAAUAAAUGCAUAACUAAUGUAUGU
Messenger RNA from Papilio polytes (common Mormon), 1780 nucleotides. RefSeq names its product coiled-coil domain-containing protein 94. Bases 110 to 1066 code for a protein of 318 amino acids. The transcript has 6 exons. Gene Ontology annotation, biological process: mRNA splicing, via spliceosome. Gene Ontology annotation, cellular component: U2-type catalytic step 1 spliceosome. The record is from RefSeq and is a predicted model, not a curated record. NCBI's taxonomy places the organism in Eukaryota, Metazoa, Arthropoda, Insecta, Lepidoptera, Papilionidae.